Molecule: messenger RNA, 3381 nt
Organism: Closterium sp. NIES-65
Lineage: Eukaryota; Viridiplantae; Streptophyta; Zygnematophyceae; Desmidiales; Closteriaceae
Source: the annotation of a GenBank genome assembly
AUGGAGUGUAUGCCAAGGAGAUGUAAGAGGAGACCAGGGGGGCAGCCGGGGGUGACCGGAGCACCCCUGGGAGUGCUACAGCCAGGGGGGCGGCCGGGGGUGACCGGAGCACCCCAGGGAGUGCUACGGCCAGGGGGGCAGCCGGGGGUGACUGGAGCACCCCUGGGAGUGCUACAGCCAGGGGGGCAGCCGGGGGUGACCGGAGCACCCCUGGGUGUGCUACAGCCAGGGGGGCAGCCGGGGGUGAUCGGAGCACCCCUGGGAGUGCUACAGCCAUGGGGGCAGCCGGGGGUGACAGGAGCACACCAGGGAGUGCUACAGCCAAGGGAGCAGCUGGGGGCGAUCGGAGCACCCCAGAGAGAGCAGCAGCCAGGGGGGCAGCCGGGGGUGACUGGAGCACCCCUGGGAGUGCAACAGCCAGGGGGGCAGCCGGGGGUGACCGGAGCACCCCUGGGAGUGCUACAGCCAGGGGGGCAGCCGGGGGUGACCGGAGCACCCCAGGGAGCGCUACAGCUAGGGGAGCAGUUGGGGGUGACAGGAGCACCCCUGGAAAUGCUACAGCCAGGGGGGCAGCCGGGGGUGAUCGGAGCACCCCAGAGAACACAGCAGCCUGGGGGGCAGCCGGGAGUGACCGGAGCACCCCAGAGAACACAGCAGCCUGGGGGGCGGCCGGGAGUGACCGGAGCACCCGAGGGAGAGCAGCAGCCAGGGGGGCAGCCGGGGGUGACCAAAGCACCCCACGGAGUGCUACAGCCAGGGGGGCAGCCGGGGGUGACCGGAGCACCCCAGGGAGUGUUACAGCCAGGGGGGCAGCCGGGGGUGACCGGAGCACCCCUGGGAGUGCUACAGCCAGGGGAGCAGCUGGGGGUGACCGGAGCACCCCUGGGAGUGCUACAGGCAGGGGGGCAGCCGGGGGUGACCGGAGCACCCCAAGGAGUGCUACAGCCAGGGGGGCAGCCGGGGGUGACCGGAGCACCCCUGGGAGUGCUACAGCCAGGGGGGCAGUCGGGGGUGACAGGAGCACCCCAGGGAGCGCUACAGCCAGGGGAGAAGCUGGGGGCGAUUGGAGCACCCCAGAGAGAGCAGCAGCCAGGGGGGCAGCCGGGGGUGACCGGAGCACCCCUGGGAGUGCUACAGACAGGGGGGCAGCUGGGGGUGACUGGAGCACCCCAGGGAGUGCUACAGCCAGGGGGACAGCCGGGGGCGACCGGAGCACCCCUGGGAGUGCUACAGCCAGGGGGGCAGCCGGGGGCGACCGGAGCACCCCAGAUAGAGCAGCAGCCAGGGGGGCAGUCAUUGGACGACCGGGAGCAGCAGUUGGAGGAGUGGUGCCGACUUUUGGAGUUUGAUACCCCCAUGGCGACUGCGGAGGAGUCAGAGGCGGACGAAGAACCUCCCAUGCAGCCUUCCCCAUGCCCUCGUUUUCCGUGUGACACGUGUUUUCACACGUUCGCUACGCGAGGGGCUGCUGCGAACCACAUGAGGGUAUGCCGGGCGGCUGAGGCGAAGAGGCGCGCGCAGGCACUUGGCUCGACCCCGUCACUGGUGGAGACCGACACGCAGGAGCGACCGACGCCGCGGGAAUUUGGGGACGAGGCGUGGGCCGGGGUUACCCGGCCGGGGGAUGAAGCCGCUACCCUCCUACUCUUGGCUUUUCCGCGCCUCAUCCUAGCCGUGCCUCCCAAGCCAGGCAUAGGACAGAAGGCGCUGAUCAUAGAGCGGUUGGGGGCGUUUUGGGAGGGGAGGUGGCGGGAGCUGUUCGACUCCGCCAUGGUGGCGGCGCGACCAGCGGUACGCCCACUUGCCUACACUUGCUCUGACCAGGACCCGGAUGCCAUCCGCCUGUCACGGUGCCGAUCUCGGUGUAAAGUGGGAGAGUGGAGCCGCGGAUUGGCUUGCCUUACAGCAGGGGAGUUGGCCCGGCCGUCUGAGGCCAUGGUGCAGUCGCUCGAUCUGUACCUCCGAGCGGGCCCUUUUGUACAGAGCCUUGAGUCGGCACGAGGAUCGCGGCAGGGGGACCCGCUCGGCCCUUUUCUUUUCGCGUUCACGCAGCAGCAGGUGAUGGAGUCGGUGACUAGAGAGUUUAGGGACCUACUUUUCCUGAGCUACGCAGACGAUACCUAUAUCCUGGGACCGGCGGCUAGGAUUCUAGAGGCGUUUGGGGUGCUGCGAGAGCGGUUGGAAUGGGUGGGGCUGGAGGUGCAGGCGCACAAGUGCCGGUUCUGGGAGCGCGAGGGCGGGGAUGUGGAGCUGGCACUGCCAUUGGGGAUGCAGCGGGUGGAGGAGGGUCUCACUGUGGUGGGCGUGCCUAUUGGGGAGGAGGGUUGGGAGGUGACCCGGUUACGGGAGCGGCUUAGACAGUUGCAGGCGCCAUUGCCAUGGCUCCCCCUGCUCGACCACCCCCAGAUGGCUUCACAUCUCCUCGCCAUUGCAGUUUCAGCACAUCCGAUGUACCUGGUCCGGACUAUACCGCCGCGUCCGGAGGUGGUGGAGGCCUUCAGGGAUUGGGAUAGCUGUCUGGAGGAUUGCUUUGAGCAGCUUUUCCCACCUGGCACUUGGGAGCAUGACCCCGACCGGUCUAGGCGCGCGCGCAUGCAGCUGCAUCUCCCUGUGCGACUCGGAGGGUUUGGGAUCCGGGCAGCAGCCUCUUUGAGUACGCUGUCCUAUGUUUGUGGGUGGGCGCAGGCCGCGCGUGAUAUUGCACAGUUGGGGGUGGCGGGCGAGGAGGCGAUGUUUGCGGAGUACCUCACCACUUCGGCAGGGGCGGAGUUUCUUGACCCGUGGUUUGCCAAGGCUCUUGAGCAGCUGCCUGCGACUAUACGCCAGGAGAUGCCGGGCUUACCUCUGUGUGUAGCGGCCCCUCCUCUUCGGCUUUUCCAGGCGCGGCAGCGGUUGUUGGCGGUAGAGAGGAGCUCCAGACACUGCUUUGCGGUGGCGAAGAUCUCUAAGGCGUCUGGGGGGGUGGUGACAAUGGAAGAUAGUGUGGUGCUGCAGGGGAAGCGGGUUGAUGUGGCGGUGCGACGACCAAUGGCUGGAGAGGCCCACGCCCUGGAGAUCAGCGUCGCGGACCCGCUAUCGCUGUCUCCAUCUUUGCUAGGACAGUGGCUUCGUCAGCAGGGAGAUGCGCACGUGGGGCUAGCUGUGUCGCGGGGGGCUUGUCGGGAGGACGACACUGUGUUUUCGGCUUGUCUUCUAGGGUCACUGAAGGCGCUCAUCGGGGUGGCGUUGCAACGUGCGCAAGCCCGUGUCAUCCUGCUUCGAGCGGCGUCUUCUAUGGGGGGGAUUAACGUUGACUUGGUGGACCGGGAGUGGGACGAUGGCGAUGCGGAAGGCGGGGCUCUCUGGGUGGAGGCCCCGUACAUGGUGGAUUCGCUGUUGUGA